Messenger RNA from Aspergillus calidoustus, 3153 nucleotides. The record is from the annotation of a GenBank genome assembly. Lineage: Eukaryota; Fungi; Ascomycota; Eurotiomycetes; Eurotiales; Aspergillaceae.
AUGUUGAAUCCUACCUCUCCGGUCUCACCAACCGGUGGUGGUGCUGGGAGAAAACGACCACACCCCGUCGCCGAGUCGGCCGCCGCUGGCCCGCCCGAUCUAUCCGCACAGCAUGCUCCCAGCGAGAGUUUCGCGGCGGCUCCCUCUUCUUCCGCCUCUAAUAAUUCGUCCUUUCGCAAUGUCUCCGCCUGCAACCGCUGCCGGCAACGCAAAAACCGCUGCGACCAACGACUUCCGCGAUGCCAGUCGUGCGAAAAGGCCGGCGUUCGCUGCGUCGGGUACGAUCCGAUAACGAAGCGCGAGAUCCCGCGUAGCUAUGUUUACUUUCUCGAGGCUCGGGUUGCGUACCUGGAGAAGCGCCUGAUGGAAAGCGGCGUUGACUAUACAGAAGCGGUGGCCUUUGACGAGGAAGAGGCUAUCAAGGUGGAGGCAGGGCAUAACUUGACACAAACACACAUGGUACCUCCGGAAGGGUCUAGGGCAGAGACAUCUGCGGUUGAUGGAAAUGAUAAAUGGGCACGGGCGAAGAGAGAGAAAGAUGGGCAUGCCGCCCUAGGGUUAGAAGAGAGAGGUUCUCGAAGCGGCCAAGACGCGGAAAACAAACAGGACCCUGAGAAAGAGGAUAAUUGGCGGAUACAGAAUCUCGUUUCGAAUAUUGGAAUGGUCUCGGUACAAGGAACCUCGGACCCACGCUAUCUAGGCUCGACCUCGGGCAUUUCCUUUGCUCGAGUGGUCUUUGCUGCAGUGAAGAGUUCAGUCCCGGGGAAUGCAUCGGAGCGCGGGCCAUUGCGUCCCAAGGAACCUCUCCCUCAUAGCGCCACGGGCACUGGAGGAAGUACUACGCGGGAUUCGUUUUUCGGGUUGCAAACGAGGCCGAUGAUGAAGUGUGCAGCAUUCCCCGACAGGGAACUAGCCGAGCGACUAGCGGAUUUAUACUUCGAGCAUGCCAACCCGCAAAUACCUAUUGUCCACCGUGUAGACUUUAUGGAACUGCUGGACCGCACAUAUGCUGUUGAUGAGAGGAGUCGCUCCCCUCGCAGUCUGUACAUCCUCAACAUAGUAUUCGCAAUCGGUGCUGGGAUCAUAUUUGAAGACAAGCCGGCGGACGACCAAAAGGAGGGUCGUGACCGUUCGCCGACUGCAACAAAGAGACAGCGUAUGUCGAGUCAUCAAUACCAACCGGAAGAAUACCAUGCUUCAGCCAUUGUUCACCUCGAGUCUUUCCUAUCCACUUCUGCAUCCACCGACGGGUUCGGCGCUCUGGAGGAGCUACAGGCCGUUCUCCUUCUUGCUAGCUUUGCGUUGCUUCGACCCGUUGCACCUGGUCUCUGGUACAUUGUCGGGGUUGCAAUGCGUCUCGCGGUCGACCUUGGCCUGCAUUACGAGGACGGCACUGGCAUUGAUGCUCCUGGAAAUGAAAACAUAACCCGCUCACAAGACAAAGAAGUGAACAACAAGGGAAAACUACGCAUUGACGUCCAGGAACGAGGCCGUCGAGAAUGGGUGAGGGAUUUCCGACGAAGGCUCUGGUGGUGCUGCUACAGCUUCGACCGUCUUGUCAGUUGCUGCGUCGGUCGCCCAUUUGGCAUUAGUGACCAGGCUAUAAGCACGGAAUUCCCGUCUCUUCUGGAAGACAAAUACAUUACCAAGUCAGGAAUAAUACGGCCUCCAGAGGGGGCCACAAGUUAUAAACACUCUGCUUUCCACUACUUCAAGCUACGGUUGCUGCAGUCGGAGAUUCAGGAUGUCCUGCAGCAUCAGCAAGCCCGCUUUGCCCGGCAAAGAGUCCCGCAUGGAGCCAAGACAUUCAUGCGUGCCGAUGUCGUGUCACCUUUCCUUCAAGGGUUUGAUUCCUUCCGCUCGUGGAGAAGGGAUGUCGAUCGGCGGCUGCUGGAAUGGAAGCGGAGUGCGCCUGCGCCGCAGGACACGGGCGUGCGGUUCCCGCUCGAGUUUCUUGAACUGAAUUAUUGGCAGGCUGUUAUUAUGCUAUAUCAGCAGAGCCUCACUGUCCCUGCCGAGUUGGCAGACGAGCUUUCACCCGCCGAGGAUGUUUCGAGCCCCUCGUUCUCGCAGGUUGAUGAAGAGGACGAGGAUGAUAUUUACUACAAGGUUGCUGAAGCGGGACAAAAGGUGAUUCGGAUCUACCGUCAGAUGCAUCGGGUGCGUUUGGUCAACUAUACGUAUCUGGCUACCCACCAUAUUUUCAUGGCAGGUAUCUCGUUCUUGUAUGCGAUCUGGCAUUCGCCCUGGGUGCGGAGUCGUCUGACCCUCGAUGAAGUGGAUUUCACUGUACUUGCGGCCACGUCCGUGCUCGGCGACUUGAUGCACAAGUGCCCGCCGGCAGAGGCAUGUCGCGAUGCCUUUGAACGCAUGAGCAAAGCGACUGUCGAAAUGAGCCUCUCGACAACAGGGUUCGGGCCACAGGUUGAUCUGAGCCGCGUACCCACAGCAAGCGGGUCCAGACAGAACAACACGAUGCAUAGAUCAGGACAAUAUACCGGACGGUCCAUCGACCAACGGCAGCGACACGGCUCUCGGCGACAGAUACAAAUGAGACAGUCGCGCCCUGUGCCGAGAUUUGACAUGAACCUCGACGACCUCUUUGACAGCGGCGCGCUCGCCGAUAGACAGAAUAACGGCGGCAUAGGCAAACCCCUGCAGGGUUACCCCGUCUCCGAAACCACAGAUCCGACCUUUGCACGACCGAAUCCCCAGCGGAACCCAUCCAUGGAGUUUUAUGGUGGGUUCGAGAAUCCCGUGUCACCGCAGGCACAGCAACAACCACAACAGCCGUUCUACUACGCAAACUCUCCUCAAAAUGGGUCUCCGAACAGCGCCGGUGCGCCCUCGGGUCUUCCCCAAUUCCAGCCUACAGAUCCGGAGAACCCUGGUGUCGGCCUUGAUUAUCUAGACUAUGACCCCUCUAACAUCGAUCGCCAGAUGUCCAUGGGCUCCGACGAGAACUCGGACUACAAAUUGCAGGCUAUGCCCUCGUUCGGGCACGGGAUGGGCCACAGCGUCGGCAUCGACCUUGGCUUCGGCAUGGCGGUCGACUUUCAGCAUGACUGGAGGGAGAAUCCGAAUUAUGAUUUACUGGAAGGUUACUUCUUUGGUGGGGGAGGAACAGGACCAGGCCCUGGCGCGGGUAUCUAG